AUGCAGGACACGAAGCUGGCCACGGCCACGGCCACGGAGACGCUCAUCACGGAGAAAGUGCCCUCCAUCUGGACUCGGGGCCACGCACUGAAUCUUUUGGCCAUCGCGGCCGUGCCGUUAGCGAUUCUCUGGUACUCAUUGGCAAGCUCUCCGGGGGAAACAGCCUGGUCUCGCCUGGUCAAAAAAUACGAAGCCGGCAAAGAAGCCGACGCAAGAGCAAACAUCAUACACAUCACGAUGAUGGAAGAGGCUGCCGCAGAUCGACAGCUCUUCUCCGCUAGCCCGCGAGACAAUAGCGGUUCACCUUUAAGGAUGCCAGAGACACUCAACUUCGGCUCGCCCUGGAAUGUGUCCGCCGGUCACGGUACUGCCGACUUGUCGGAACUAGCCAAGUUCUAUGAAGAGAGAGAUAGAAAGGCGGAAAAAGACAGAUUGCAACGGCUAAAGAAAAACAACGGCGCUUCGGUGUAUGAUUGA
Capronia epimyces CBS 606.96 is the source of this 477-nucleotide messenger RNA. RefSeq lists its product as uncharacterized. The transcript has 3 exons. Gene Ontology annotation, cellular component: mitochondrion. The coding region runs from base 1 to 477 and encodes 158 amino acids. The record is from RefSeq and is a predicted model, not a curated record. Lineage: Eukaryota; Fungi; Ascomycota; Eurotiomycetes; Chaetothyriales; Herpotrichiellaceae.